CCUGCAGAGGAAAAGCCAGCAGCGGUCGAAGACGCUCUCGAGGCGCAUGAGGACGUUCUCGCACGCGCAAAGGGCGAAGGAAUCAGUACGGCCUACGAGCUCAAAUGUCUGGUGGUGAACGAUGUCCUCCAACGACAGAUCGGUAUGGGGAGGUAUCAGUGGUAUCUGUUUGUCUUGAGUGGGUGGGGCUGGAUGGCGGACAACAUCUGGCUCCAAGGGAUAGCCAUCAUCCUCCCUGAAGUACAGCGCGAACUCGUCCCUGCGGGCAGUACGAACCUGCACGUAGAGUUCGCAACGCUCUCCCUCUACGUCGGGCUUAUCCUGGGUGCGACGACCUGGGGAAUAUUGAGCGACGUGAUCGGCCGCAGGCUCUCGUGGAACAUCACCUUGUUCAUAGCCGGUGUAUUCGGCAUCGCAGCCGGUGCCUCCCCCACGCUCGUCGCACUCUGUUUCCUCUCCGGCUGUAUCGGGUUUGGUGUAGGCGGCAACCUACCGGUAGACGGGAUGCUCUUCCUCGAGUUUAUCCCCAAGUCCCACCAGCCGCUGUUGACGCUGCUCAGCGCUUGGUGGAGUUUGGGCCAGCUCUUGGCUAGCUUGGUGGCAUGGCCCUUUAUCAUUAGGUUUUCGUGUGAUCCGACGGCGGUGACGUGUACGAGGGAGGAGAACCCCGGUUGGAGGUAUACGUUCUACACUCUCGGAGCACUCACAUUCGUCAUGUUUGUCUUCCGCUACUUCGUGUUCGACAUGCAAGAGUCGCCCAAGUAUCUGAUCGCUAAGGGUCGGGACGAGGAAGCGAUCGCCGUCCUGCAACAUGUUGCGCGUGUGAACCGGGUCACCUUGGACCUAACGGUCGAGGACUUGCAACGCGCUGUGAGAGCGGAGCUGGGGGACGAGCCCCAGCUGCCGGCGAAGAGCGCCUGGGAGAGCGUAAAGGAAGGGAUGACGACAUUCGAUUUAGGCCAUGUGAGGCCGCUGUUUUCCACUCCCAGGCUGGCGGUGAACACGAGUCUGGUAAUCUUCAUCUGGGGGUGUUUGGGACUUGCUUACCCGCUCUAUAACGGGUUUGUCACCCUGUAUUUGACUAAUGCGGGUGCGGCGUUUGGCGAUACGUCACUUAACACCACUUAUAGGAAUUAUGCUAUCUUCUCCAUCCUCGGCAUACCAGGCUCCCUCAUCGCCUGCGUCCUCGUAGAAUGGAAAGGCAAAUGGGCGUUCGGCGGGCGGAAAUUCGCCAUGGCCCUGUCGACCGUGCUCUCCGGGUUGUUCCUCUUCCUCUUCACGACAGCCAAGACGGAGCCCGCUAUACUCGGCUGGAACUGUGCGACCAGUUUGACGGAGAACGCUAUGUAUGGAGUAUUGUAUGCUUAUACGCCGGAGGUGUUCCCGGGGCCGCAUAGGGGCACUGGGGAUGGACUAGCGAGCUGCUUUAACAGGAUCUGCGGACUGAUGGCGCCGAUUAUCAAGAUUUACGCGGGGGCGACGAAUGCCUCGGCGCCGAUAUUCGUCUCAGCGUCAUUGUUUGUCGUGGCGAGUAUAUUUAUGCUUUUAUUGCCGAUUGAGACGUAUGGGAAGGCGGCGAUGUAG
Messenger RNA from Dacryopinax primogenitus, 1584 nucleotides. RefSeq names its product MFS general substrate transporter. Gene Ontology annotation, cellular component: membrane. Lineage: Eukaryota; Fungi; Basidiomycota; Dacrymycetes; Dacrymycetales; Dacrymycetaceae. The transcript has 9 exons. The annotation marks the transcript as partial. Gene Ontology annotation, molecular function: transmembrane transporter activity. Gene Ontology annotation, biological process: transmembrane transport. The record is from RefSeq and is a predicted model, not a curated record.